Leptonychotes weddellii (Weddell seal) is the source of this 3258-nucleotide messenger RNA. Lineage: Eukaryota; Metazoa; Chordata; Mammalia; Carnivora; Phocidae. The record is from RefSeq and is a predicted model, not a curated record.
CCUGAGCUAACGCAAACAGCCCCCGGGUACGACGUCGGGGCUGGAAUCCCGUCCACGCGGCCGGGAGAGCGUGGCCGAUGCCUGCCUGCCAUUAGAUGCUCUCCGAGGAGCAGAAGUCGGGAAAGCUGUGGAGGCUGGGGCGGCGGCCCGUGGGGGACCUUUCAUGAUAGGCUCUUGGUGCUCCUUGAGUUUGGGACCCGUGUCCAGGGACCUCUGGUAAACCGAACGUGAGGAGGAAGACAACAUGGGUGCUGGUGCGGGCGGAAGCCGAGAGCUGGCUCUGGUCCCGAGGCCCUGCAGAGCCCUGGAUGGUGCCUGCCUUCCUGCAGGCCUGGUCCCUGGACUGGUGGCAGCCCAGGCCUGUGGGUGCGGCCACCUUGCUGGGAAGGGGGGUCACGCCCGGCGGUGGCUCGCCCGACAGGUUCCUGUUGGAGCGCCUCUGUCCGCAGAGCAGACUUUGCCCUCCGCUGGGACAGGGCGUGCCCCUGGCUGGGUCCAGGGUCCAGGCCCAGAGGACGGGGCCAAGAAGACCCAAGCCUGGGGCCUCAGAUGGGGACAAGGGACAGGAAGGACGGGGCGGGGCAGGAGGAGGGCAGGCGUGGUCUCCAUGCAGCAGCGUGGCACGCACCCGCGGACACCGUGGCCACUCAGCAUGUCCCAGCGACACUCGGACAGCUCCUUGGAAGAGAAGCUACUGGAAUACCGUUUCCACUCAGAGCUACGGCUUGAUGCCAAGGGGAACCCGGCGUCCAGGCUGCCCAUGGUCCGGGACUCCCUGCAGGCCGGGGACAAUGCCGCCUUCCAGCUCGAUACCUCCGUGUCCCCACCUCUGUCCCCUAAGGACAAGGAGCCACGGGCCGUCGUCCUGAGCACACAGAGCCCUGCGGCCCGCAAGAUGGGCACUCAGCAGCUGAUCCCCAGGAGCUUGGCUGUAUCCAGCAAGGCCAAGACCCCAGCCCGCCACCAGAGCUUCGGGGCGGCCGUGCUCAGCAAGGAGGCUGCCCGGCGGGACCCCCGGCUCGUCUUCGCCCCCAGCUUCUCCCUGGACGACAUGGACGUGGACACGGGCCCCGAGGGAGCGCUCAGACGGAACCUACGGAACCAAUCCUACCGGGCGGCCAUGAAGGGUCUGGGGGCUCCAGGCAGGGAGAGGGGCCCCAUCCAGCUCAGCCCCAAGCUCCAGGCUCUGGCUGAGGAGACCAGCCCACCUUCUGCCCGGUGUCCGGCCAAGAAUAAGAGGACGCUGGGGCGGAAACGCGCACACAAGGGCUCUUUCAAGGACGACCCCGGGUUCUACCAGGAGAUCCGGGAGCGGGGCCUGAACACCAGCCAUGAGUCUGACGAUGACUUGCUCGAUGAGCCGUCCAGCCCUGAUGGGACGGGAAAGGCGGAUGCCCCCAUCGUAGUCAAGAGCUACCGGCCUGCCCAGGUCACCUGGAGCCAGCUCCCAGAGGUGGUGGAGUCCGGCCUCCUGGACAAGCUGCCUGCUGAGGAGCGCAAGAGGCAGGAGGCCAUCUUUGAGAUCCUCACGUCGGAGUUCUCGUACCAGCACAGCCUGGGCAUCCUGGUGGCCGAGUUCCUGCAGUCCAGAGAGCUGCGGGCGACCAUGACGCAGACCGAGCACCACCACCUCUUCUCCAACAUCCUGGACGUCCUGAGCGCCAGUCAGAGGUUCUUCGAGGCCCUGGAGCAGCGGCACAAGGCAGAGGUUUGCGUGGAGGACAUCAGCGACAUCUUGGAGGAGCACGCCGAGAAGCACUUCCACCCCUACGUCGCCUACUGCUCCAACGAGGUCUACCAGCAGCGCGCCCUGCAGAGGCUGACAAACAGCAACACCGCCUUCCACGAGGCCCUGAAGGAGAUCGAGAAGCGUCCCGCGUGCGGGGGUCUCCCCAUGAUCUCCUUCCUGAUCCUCCCCAUGCAGAGGGUGACUCGGCUGCCCCUCCUGACGGACACUCUCUGCCUCAAGAGUCAAGGCCAUCCCGAGAGAUACAAGGCCGCCAGCCGCGCACUCAAGGCCAUCAGCAAGCUGGUGAAGCAGUGCAAUGAGGGGGCCCACAAGAUGGAGCGCACGGAGCAGAUGUACACGCUGCAUACACAGCUGGACUUCAGCAAGGUCAAGUCCCUCCCACUGAUCUCGGCCUCCCGCUGGCUGCUGAAGCGUGGGGAGCUCUUCGUGGUAGAAGAAACUGGGCUUUUCCGAAAACUAGCCAGCCGGCCCACGUGCUACCUAUUUCUGUUCAACGACGUUCUGGUGGUCACCAAGAAGAAAAGCGAGGACAGCUUCAUGGUUCAGGACUACGCCCAGGUGGACCACAUCCGGGUACAGAAGAUGGAGCCCUCUGACCCCUCUCUGCUCGGGGGCGGCGGCAGCCGCAGCUCCUCGGUGCCACACCCCUUCCAAGUGACCCUGUUACGCAACAGUGAGGGCCGCCAGGAGCAGAUCCUGCUGUCCUCCGACUCGGCGAGUGACCGGGCCCGGUGGAUCACCGCGCUCACUCACAGGGAGAGGCAGGGGCAGGGCCCCACCAACAAAGGAGACCUGCGCCAGGUAGAGAUCACCAAGGCCUACUUGGCCAAGCAGGCGGACGAGAUCACGCUGCAGCAGGCGGACGUGGUCCUGGUCCUGGAGCAGGAGGAUGGAUGGUUUUACGGCGAGCGGCUGAGAGAUGGGGAGAUGGGCUGGUUCCCCGAGGACUUUGCCCGGUGCAUCACCAGCCGCGUGGCCGUGGAGGGCAACGUGCGCAGGAUGGAGCGGCUGCGCGUGGAGACGGACGUGUAGCCUGCCCUGCCCAGCACCUAGGCCGAGCUCUGCUUCCAUCCACGCUCCAGUGAGCGGCCAGGCUCCUGGACGAGGUGGGCUUGUCCCAGGAGCCUGAAUAGUCCAUGGGUCCCCGCGAGGCCCCGUGGUCUGCAGUACCGGAUCCAGACUCUUCCAGGGAGGAAGUUCACACGUGCUGCCCGCCCCCGGGGAGCAUCCUCCAUGCCAGCUCGGGGGGGGGGGGCCAGGUCGCCUGACCCCUGACCAAACCCCAGGGAGGAGCCCUGCCCUUCCUCUAGCACCCUGUGCUCCCGCAGGGCAGUUGUGCAGGAUGUGGGCCCAGCUCCCUCCCUCGUCCUCAUGUGGAACAGAGGGCUUGGCAUCCGGGGCACCCCACUUUUGGAGAGGAGGUCCCGCCAGAGGGAGAUGACACUGCGGGGCCAGUGCUGAGUUGCUGAGGUUUUCAUAAACAUUAAAGUAUUUCUUUAACACCUGGA